UGUAAAACCAUCACUGUACCAAUCACAAAAGUGCCAAAUUUUUCCUCGUCUCCGAGCAUAACCAGAUAUAGACCAAUACCAUCUACUGAAAUCCAAAACAUGAAAAAUAAAUCCCAACCUUUGAACUGCACAUAAAUAUCCAGUCUUUUUUGUUUUUAAUUAGCAAACUUAUCCAUUUGUAGCCCUUCUCCAUGACCAUCCACUUGAUUUUCAGUCUCUCAGUAGUCUGAGAAGAAGACACUGAAAUCGUACAAGCAGAGUUUGAGCUUUAGAUCCAAAUCAAUGGCAGAAACCGACCUUUCCGACGACCUCAGCGAGUGGGAGCAAAUCCAAUCUCCAUUUUCUCAUACCCGUCCCUCACAUCACCAAUCAACAUCUCCAAGGCAAAUAGACGACGAUCACCAAAGCUUGCCUCUCUCUCCUCCACCGCAAGACCUCGAACCGCGUCGCUCUCCCGCUCUGCCUCCUCCACAAGAACCUAAUUCGCCGUCUCCGUCGUCGUCCUCGUCGUCGCCGACGCCGGAAUCUCCACCGGUGCCGCCGUCUUCCUCGUCGUCGAGGAAUUCGAAGCGCGAUGAGGAGGCUACUCGGAGGCGGUCGGACUCCCGGCUGGUGGCCGCGAGAGAAAUCGGAAAGCGACUGAGGCUGCGGUUGGGGAUUCUGAGCGCCGAGGUCCUUCGAGCGGCUUCUAAGGUCUGUAAUUACUGGAUGAUCGCCGGAAGAUUUUGGUCGGUCGUUUCGGUGGUCGGAGUUCUGACGGCGAUGCUGCUGUCUCUGCUGUACGUAAAAUUGAAGCCGCGAUGGAGAACUCGGAGACUGCUUCGCGAUGAUAAGGAGCGUUUGAUUCUGCUCCUAAAAGAGAAAGACGAGAAGAUCAGCCAGCUGCUGGUUCAGAUUGCUGAGAUGAACGAGGCGUUAUCGGCGCGACGCCGGGUUCCGGUGCUCCGAGUUGGUUGAGUGGUGAUACAGGAUCUAGGUGAUGGCUCUCUUUCUACUUUCUACUGCAAAAUCCGUCGGCGUUGUUCGUAUCACGGUAUACUACACCAUAUAUAUAUAUAUAUAUACACACACACAUAUAUAUAUAUAGUCGUUUCUUCAGUUUCAUUGUUUUUGUAGUUAAUAUCCCUGUGCAAUGAUACAUCAAUAUAAGCGGUGAGCGUAUGAUUUUUGGCUUA
Molecule: messenger RNA, 1175 nt
Organism: Morus notabilis
Lineage: Eukaryota; Viridiplantae; Streptophyta; Magnoliopsida; Rosales; Moraceae
Product: CASP-like protein 4A1
Exons: 2
Coding region: 283-957 (224 amino acids)
Source: RefSeq, a predicted model, not a curated record